AUGGCCGACUACGAUGAUGCAUACGAGGAGGAAUUUUACGAGGAGGCGGAUGAGGGCAUCACCUCCGAGGACUGUUGGACGGUGAUUUCGUCCUUUUUCGACUCGAAGGGUCUUGUCUCCCAACAGCUAGACUCAUUCGAUGAAUUCAUUUCAUCCACUAUGCAGGAGCUUGUUGAGGAGCAAGGCCAGGUGGUUCUCGACCAAACUUUGCCCCCCUCCGAAGAUGAAGUUGACCCCGUCGUUGUUCGCCGCUACGAGCUCAAAUUCGGCACUGUCAUGCUUUCGCGACCAUCUGUGACAGAAGGCGAUGGUGCGACCACGAUCAUGUUGCCACAAGAAGCUCGUCUCCGAAACCUUACAUAUGCGUCUCCACUCUACCUCGGUGUUACAAAAAAGAUUCAGGAAGCUCGUGAGAUCAUGGGAAAACCUAAUGACGAUGACGAAAAUGAGGAUGAUGGUGAACAAAAACCUCAAGGCACGUUCCUUGAUUGGCAGACAAAGCAGCUGCCACCAGAGCAGAUGAAGGAGGAGACAGUCUUCAUCGGAAAGAUGCCCAUCAUGCUGAAAUCCAAGUACUGUAUUCUCAAGGAUCUUAACGAAUCGUCCCUUUACGCCUGGAACGAGUGUCCUUAUGAUUCUGGCGGUUACUUCGUCAUUAACGGAAGUGAGAAGGUUUUGAUUGCGCAGGAGCGUAGUCUUCAAAAAGGCUCCCCCAGCCCAACACCCUAUAUUGCCGAAAUUAGAAGUGCAGUCGAGAAGGGCUCACGCAUGCUUUCGUCACUCACGUUAAAGCUUUUCGCCAAGGGCGACAGUGCCAAAGGAGGAUUUGGCCCGACAAUCCGCUCAACACUUCCAUAUGUUAAGGCCGAUAUUCCAAUUGUCGUCGUUUUCCGUGCGCUGGGCGUCGUUUCCGACGAAGACAUCCUGAACCACAUUUGCUACGACCGCAACGACACUCCGAUGUUGGAGAUGUUGAAGCCGUGUAUCGAAGAGGGCUUCGUAAUCCAAGACCGUGAGGUUGCCUUGGAUUUCAUUGCCAAGCGUGGCUCUUCACAGACGAAUCUGAAUCACGAUCGCCGUGUACGCUAUGCCCGCGAUAUCAUGCAAAAGGAGUUGCUGCCCCACAUCUCGCAGAGCGAUGGCAGUGAAACCCGCAAAGCUUUCUUCUUGGGAUAUAUGGUACACCGGCUGCUCCAGUGCGCUCUCGGUCGUCGCGAUGUUGAUGACCGUGAUCACUUCGGUAAGAAGCGACUUGACUUGGCUGGUCCACUUUUGGCCAGUCUGUUCCGUACUCUGUUCGCCCGUGUCACCAAAGACCUUCAGCGCUACGUGCAGCGAUGUGUUGAGACUAACCGUGAAAUUUAUCUCAACAUCGGUAUCAAGGCCAGCACGUUGACUGGUGGAUUGAAAUAUGCCCUUGCUACUGGUAACUGGGGUGAGCAGAAGAAGGCUGCUUCCGCUAAGGCUGGUGUGUCUCAGGUGCUGAGUCGUUACACAUUUGCCUCAUCUCUAUCUCACCUUCGCCGAACAAAUACCCCCAUUGGAAGAGAUGGAAAGAUUGCCAAGCCUCGCCAGCUUCAUAACACUCAUUGGGGUUUGGUCUGCCCUGCUGAAACACCCGAAGGUCAAGCUUGUGGUUUGGUCAAGAACUUGGCACUGAUGUGCUAUAUCACUGUCGGUACACCUGCCGACCCCAUCGUUGAUUUCAUGAUUCAGCGCAACAUGGAAGUUCUCGAGGAGUUCGAACCCCAAGUGACUCCCAACGCGACCAAGGUUUUCGUCAAUGGUGUCUGGGUCGGUAUUCAUCGGGAUCCUUCGCACCUUGUCACUACCAUGCAAAAUCUUCGUCGACGCAACAUGAUCUCUCACGAAGUUAGUUUGAUUCGUGACAUUCGUGAACGAGAGUUCAAGAUUUUCACUGAUACUGGACGUGUUUGCCGACCUCUGUUCGUUAUUGACAACGAUCCCAAGAGCGAGAACUCUGGUGGAUUGGUCCUCAACAAAGAGCACAUCCGAAAGCUCGAGGCCGACAAGGAUCUCCCUGUGGAUUUGGCCCCAGAAGAACGUCGGGAUAAUUACUUUGGAUGGGAUGGUCUAGUGCGCUCUGGUGCAGUAGAGUACGUCGACGCAGAAGAGGAGGAGACAAUUAUGAUCGUCAUGACUCCCGAAGAUCUCGAAAUCUCCCGACAACUUCAGGCCGGUUAUGCUCUGCCAGAAGAUGAAACAGCAGACCCCAAUAAGCGUGUUCGGUCGAUUCUCAGCCAGCGCGCGCACACCUGGACCCACUGUGAGAUUCAUCCCAGUAUGAUCUUGGGUGUUUGUGCCAGUAUCAUUCCUUUCCCCGAUCACAACCAGUCCCCCCGUAACACCUAUCAGUCUGCCAUGGGUAAACAAGCCAUGGGUGUCUUUUUGACGAACUUUGCGCAGCGCAUGGAGACCAUGGCCAACAUUCUUUACUACCCCCAGAAACCUUUGGCCACCACUCGGUCAAUGGAGUUCUUGCGUUUCCGAGAGUUGCCCGCCGGUCAGAAUGCUAUUGUCGCCAUUGCGACAUACUCUGGUUACAACCAGGAAGAUUCCGUUAUUAUGAACCAGAGCAGUAUUGAUCGUGGCCUGUUCCGUAGUCUCUUCUACCGUACCUACGCCGAUACUGAGAAGAUGGUUGGACUGCAGGUUGUGGAGAGAUUCGAGAAACCUAUGCGGUUGGAUACCCUUGGCAUGCGCAAGGGUACUUAUGACAAGUUGGACGAGGACGGCAUCGUUGCUCCCGGUGUCCGUGUCUCUGGAGAUGAUAUCAUUAUCGGCAAGACAGCUCCGUUGGCCGCUGAUGCGGAGGAGCUCGGCCAGCGCACGAAGGCACACACAAAGAUUGAUGUGUCGACGCCUCUGCGUAGUACCGAGAACGGUAUUGUUGAUCAAGUGUUGAUCUCCACUGGUAACGACGAUCUGAAGUUCGUGAAGGUUCGAAUGCGUACCACCAAGAUUCCCCAGAUUGGUGACAAGUUCGCCUCUCGUCACGGUCAGAAGGGUACCAUCGGUAUCACCUACCGACAGGAGGACAUGCCUUUCACGCGGGAAGGUGUUGUGCCUGAUCUUAUUAUUAACCCUCACGCCAUUCCGUCUCGUAUGACCAUUGCUCACUUGAUCGAAUGUCAGCUCAGCAAGGUUUCUGCACUUCGCGGAUUCGAGGGUGACGCUACUCCUUUCACUGAUGUCACCGUCGACUCAGUUUCCCGUUUGCUGCGUGAACAUGGUUACCAAUCACGUGGUUUCGAAGUUAUGUACAACGGCCACACUGGUCGUAAGCUGGUGGCACAGGUGUUCCUGGGACCCACCUACUACCAGCGUCUCCGCCACAUGGUGGACGACAAGAUCCACGCUCGUGCCCGUGGUCCUACCCAGAUUUUAACCCGUCAGCCUGUGGAGGGUCGUGCCCGUGAUGGUGGUCUUCGUUUCGGAGAGAUGGAACGUGAUUGCAUGAUUGCACACGGUGCCAGUGCUUUCUUGAAGGAACGUCUCUUCGACGUAUCUGAUCCCUUCCGUGUUCAUAUUUGUGACGAUUGUGGCCUGAUGACUCCAGUUGCGAAACUGAAGAAGGGUCUCUUCGAGUGCCGUCUUUGCAACAAUAAGCACCGCAUCUCCCAGGUGCACAUCCCCUACGCCGCCAAGCUGUUGUUCCAAGAGCUGGCCUCUAUGAACAUCGCCGCCCGGAUGUUCACUGAUCGCUCCGGGGUGUCCGUGCGCUGA
Molecule: messenger RNA, 3747 nt
Organism: Penicillium paradoxum
Lineage: Eukaryota; Fungi; Ascomycota; Eurotiomycetes; Eurotiales; Aspergillaceae
Product: DNA-directed RNA polymerase II core subunit RPB2
Exons: 3
Coding region: 1-3747 (1248 amino acids)
Biological process (GO): DNA-templated transcription
Cellular component (GO): RNA polymerase II, core complex
Molecular function (GO): ribonucleoside binding; DNA binding; DNA-directed RNA polymerase activity
Source: RefSeq, a predicted model, not a curated record